Messenger RNA from Eriocheir sinensis (Chinese mitten crab), 3470 nucleotides. Its product is annotated as 116 kDa U5 small nuclear ribonucleoprotein component-like. Gene Ontology annotation, cellular component: U4/U6 x U5 tri-snRNP complex; U2-type catalytic step 2 spliceosome; cytosol. Gene Ontology annotation, molecular function: GTP binding; U5 snRNA binding; GTPase activity. The transcript has 5 exons. Gene Ontology annotation, biological process: mRNA splicing, via spliceosome. NCBI's taxonomy places the organism in Eukaryota, Metazoa, Arthropoda, Malacostraca, Decapoda, Varunidae. Bases 79 to 3006 code for a protein of 975 amino acids. The record is from RefSeq and is a predicted model, not a curated record.
AUUUUAUCCUUUUUCCAUUUUUAUCAGUAAUUACAACACAGAGAAGGCCGGGGACGUGAGGAACAGACAAACACAACCAUGGAUGUCGACUUGUACGAUGAGUUCGGCAACUACAUCGGGCCGGAGCUGGACUCGGAGGAGGAAGAGGAGGAGGAGGACGAUGACGACUACCCAGACCAAGAGCAGGACAUGAAUGGCUUUGAGGAGGAGGAGGGGGGGCCGGGGGAGGAGGAGGAGGUGGCGUCCCAGGCAGUGGUGUUACACGAGGACAAGCAGUAUUAUCCAAGUGCCGCUGAUGUCUAUGGCCCAGAGGUGGAGACGAUCGUGCAGGAGGAGGACGCACAGCCACUCACACAGCCAAUCAUUCAGCCGGUCAAAAUCAAGAAGUUCAGCCACGUGGAGAAGGACCUACCCAGCACAAGUUACAACCUGGAGUUCCUGGCCGACCUGAUGGACAACCCGAGUCUGGUGCGCAACAUCUCCCUCAUCGGACACCUGCACCACGGCAAGAGUACCUUCAUGGAUUGCCUCGUACACCAGACGCACCCGGAGUUCAGGAGCAAGGAGGAUGUGCCAGUGCGUUACACAGACACACUCUUCACUGAGGGUGAGCGCGGGCUGUCCAUCAAGGCCACGCCCAUCACGCUGGUCAUGCAGGACGUGCGCAACAAGAGCUACCUCCUCAACAUCUUCGACACGCCCGGACACGUUAACUUCUCCGAUGAGGUGACGGCGGCCAUGCGUUUGAGUGACGGCGUGGUGCUGUUCAUCGAUGCAGCGGAGGGCGUGAUGCUGAACACGCAGCGUCUGCUGAAGCACGCGGCCCAGGAGCGCCUGGCCCUGACGGUGUGCAUCAACAAGGUGGACCGCCUCAUCCUGGAGCUGAAGCUGCCGCCGCAGGACGCCUACUACAAGCUGCGGCACAUCGUGGAGGAGGUGAACUCCCUGCUGCAGCAGUACACAGACCAGGACAACCCGCAGAUCAUCUCCCCGCUGCUGGGCAACGUGUGCUUUGCCUCCUCCCAGUACUCCCUCUGCUUCACCCUCAAAUCCUUCGCCAAGAUGUACAGCCAGCAGUACGGCUACGACCUGCCCCUCGAGGACUUCGCGCGCCGCCUCUGGGGCGACAUUUACUUCAACCCCAGGACCAGGAAGUUCAGCAAGAAGCCGCCCAGCUCCACCGCCCAGCGCAGCUUUGUGGAGUUCAUCCUGGAGCCGCUGUACAAGAUCUUCGCACACAUCGUGGGUGACGUGGACACCCACCUGCCGGCGCUGAUGGAGGAGCUGGGCGUGCACAUGAGCAAGGAGGAGCAGCGCAUGAACAUCCGGCCGCUGCUCAAGCUGUUCAUGACGCGCCUCAUCGGGGACUUUGACGGCUUCGUGGACAUGUGUGUGCAGCACGUGGCCUCGCCCCAGGCCGCCGGCCGCCACAAGGUGGAGACCACCUACACGGGGCCGCAGGACAGCCAGCUGGCCCUAACCAUGAUGCGCUGCGACCCCGAGGGGCCGCUGGUGGUGCACACCACCAAGCAGUACCCCAACGAGGACGCCACCACCUUCCACGUGUUCGGGCGCGUCAUCUCCGGCACCAUCCGCGCCAACCAGGAGGUGCGCGUGCUGGGCGAGAAGUACACACUGCUGGACGAGGAGGACUCGCGCCUGCUCACCGUGGGCCGCCUCUGGGUCAGCGAGGGCCGCUACAACAUCGAGGUGAACGCCGUGCCUGCCGGGAACUGGGUGCUGGUGGAGGGCAUCGACGAGCCCAUCGUCAAGACCUCCACCCUCACCGACCUGCCGCCCUCCAGCGAGCUGCACAUCUUCCGGCCCCUCAAGUUCAACACACAGUCUGUGAUCAAGAUCGCGGUGGAGCCCGUCAACCCCUCGGAGCUGCCCAAGAUGCUGGAUGGGCUGCGCAAGGUCAACAAGUCAUACCCGCUGCUCAACAACCGCGUGGAGGAGUCCGGCGAGCACGUCAUCCUGGGCACCGGGGAGCUGUACCUGGACUGUGUCAUGCACGACCUGCGCAAGAUGUACUCAGAGAUCGACAUCAAGGUGGCGGACCCCGUGGUGAGCUUCUGUGAGACCGUGGUGGACACAUCCUCCCUCAAGUGCUUCGCGGAGACCCCCAACAAGCGCAACAAGGUGACCAUGAUCGCCGAGCCCCUGGAGCGCGGCCUGGCUGAGGACAUCGAGGGCGAGGUGGUGCAGAUCUCCUGGGACCGCCGCCGCCUCGGGGAGUUCUUCCAGACACGUUACGACUGGGACGUGCUGGCGGCGCGCUCCAUCUGGGCCUUCGGGCCGGACCACAGCGGCCCAAACAUCCUGGUGGACGACACGCUGCCCUCGGAGGUGGACAAGAACCUGCUGUCCUCCGUGCGGGACUCCAUCGUGCAGGGCUUCCAGUGGGGCACCCGUGAGGGGCCGCUGUGCGAGGAGCCCAUCAGGAACUGCAAGUUCAAGAUCCUGGACGCCGUCAUCGCCGAGGAGCCGCUGCACCGCGGCGGCGGCCAGGUCAUCCCCACGGCCCGCCGCGUGGCCUACUCCGCCUUCCUGAUGGCCACGCCGCGCCUCAUGGAGCCGUAUUACUUCGUGGAGAUCCAGGCGCCGGCAGACUGCGUGUCCUCCGUGUACACGGUGCUCACCAAGCGCCGCGGCCACGUGACGCAGGACGCGCCCGUGGCCGGCUCACCGCUCUACACCAUCAAGGCCUUCAUCCCUGCCAUAGACUCCUUUGGCUUUGAGACCGACCUGCGCAUGCACACGCAGGGCCAGGCCUUCUGCCUCAGCGUCUUCCACCACUGGCAGAUCGUGCCCGGUGACCCGCUGGACAAGAGCAUCGUCAUCCGCCCGCUGGAGCCCCAGCCGGCCACGCACCUGGCCAGGGAGUUCAUGAUCAAGACGCGCCGCAGGAAGGGGCUCUCCGAGGACGUCUCCAUCAACAAGUUCUUCGACGACCCCAUGUUGCUGGAGCUGGCGCGGCAGGACGUGACCCUCAACUACGCCUAGACCCAUGCCCAUGCUGUCCCCCUGCCCCUGCCCCUGCCCCUUCUGUCACCAUGCCAACACCACUACUACUACGGUCUCUACACUCUCUUUUCUCCUCCUCCUCUCCCACACACUUCAUCCCUCCUACAUCUAUUGAUCUGGACAGCACCAACACUACUACCGCGACUUUUACUGUCUUCUUUACAUAUACUAUUCUCAUCCUCAACCUCCACAAUCCAUCCAUCCUACAUCUAUUAUUUCCGACAGUUAUUGGAGUGGAUGUGUGCGUGUAUGUGAGUGUGUGUGUGUGUCUGGGUCUGGCUAACACAAGUACGAGUGGUUUGGAAAUAAUCACCAACUUGUAUCUUGUUUAUUAAUGUAUAAAUUCUACAAGCCAGUCGGACCGCGGAGUGCAAGAAAGAUUAGCUCUAGACAUGUUUUAUAUUUUGCGUUGUAAGUACAAAUAAAAAACAAACUACCAUUGA